GAUGCGAGCAACCCUUUCAACUACUUACUCCAAAUAUCAGCACAACCCACCUGCAUUUCGUAUACUUAACCUUUCAUCCUUUCAGUCAAAGCCUCCCGAUCUUUCACCUUAACGAAACUUAUACUAGCACACAUGCGUCUUUCAGUCUUGCCUGUUCUUCUCGCAGGCGCUGGUCUCGCUCACCAGGUUGCCGCUGAGCCUAUCCGUGUCAUCGUCGGCCACCAAGACUUGUCAGACUCCAAGGCUAAUGCCAACAUCAGAUUCGGCCAUGCUUUAGCCAAUGCCAACGUCAACGGCAACGACGACAAUGUGGCCAGCAUCAUCCGCCCCGCCGUCAUCAUGUCCUCGUCGACCGAGGUCAGUAGCAAGGGACGCCACUUCUGUGGCUCUUCCUGGAAAGCGAAGGCUAUCAAGAUGUCAAACUCUUUCCGCCAUGCCUUGGGUCUACCCCUCAUUGAAAUUAAGGAGUCGCACUCAAGUCACCAGCCCGCGCAUCACAAGUCCGAUUCUGAUAACAGGAUUUCCCACUCCGAUGGUGUCCACAUCCUGCCCAUGCCCUUCUUAGGGGCUCCUCCGUCUGUCACCGCUCCAGUACAAGAGACAGACGAGGCUAACUUGAAAGAGAUGAUGAACGAGGGAGGUGUCGUGAGGGUAUACCGCCACGGUCACGUUCGCCCCAAACACCACCACAGAGGCUCGUUCAUGAAACGUAUCCACCGUGCCCUCAUGGCACUUGGACCCUGGGAGGGCCGCGCUGUUGCUUUUGUCCUCGGAUGUGGCAUAGGUGUCCUCUUCCGUAUGGUCUGGGUGUUGAUGGUCCUCACUUACCGCACGAUAAGAGGCGAAAGAGAGGAAGAUGAUACUCUCGAGCAUGAGUACAUCGUUUUCGAGGAAGAUGCCGAGAACGUCUACGUACCUCCCCCGCAGUAUACUGACGAGAAAGUUAGAGAGGCCGAAUUUGAAGAAGAGGCGGAGACAGAAGUUCGCGUCUGAUCAUUCUCAUCGUCAGCGUCUAUGCAGUUGUAUUAGUCUCAGAGUAGACUUGAUACGUUAUCUCUCUGUUCGUAACAUUACUAUUCAGACUCGUCGUUUUCCAUCAGAUCUCUAGGUUGUGCUCCACCAUUUUUUGGUCCGCUUAUUGCAAUCGCACCUUUGACUCGAAGGACUCUCACAUUCCUUAAAAUUUCUUCUCUGUUGUAUUUCUGCUCGUCAUACAGUAUCUGGUAUUAUUUAUUGUCGAAAAAUUGUACAGCUAUGAAUGCUGUUGGCAGAUUGGUGAUG
Serpula lacrymans var. lacrymans S7.9 is the source of this 1281-nucleotide messenger RNA. RefSeq lists its product as uncharacterized. Bases 133 to 993 code for a protein of 286 amino acids. The transcript is spliced from 3 exons. The record is from RefSeq and is a predicted model, not a curated record. Lineage: Eukaryota; Fungi; Basidiomycota; Agaricomycetes; Boletales; Serpulaceae.